This is a messenger RNA of Opisthorchis viverrini, 186 nucleotides long. RefSeq lists its product as hypothetical. The coding region runs from base 1 to 186 and encodes 61 amino acids. Lineage: Eukaryota; Metazoa; Platyhelminthes; Trematoda; Opisthorchiida; Opisthorchiidae. The transcript has a single exon. The record is from RefSeq and is a predicted model, not a curated record.
AUGCCAUUCAGUUCGACUCUACAUGUGGCGACCUACGUUGUGUGUGCUGUAUCGAAACAGGAGCCUUCCAUACUUCGCCUUAGCGGAGAAUCAGGUCGACUGGAGACAUCUGCCCUGGGACAGGUCUCCGUCCGUGCAAUCCCAUCUUCGUUUGGCUCGCUGGAUGACCUCGUUGAAAUAGCGUGA